GAAGGAAACCUAAUUUUAACAGCACUCACCCCCACCCCAAAAGAAGAGGACCAACAAAGCGGACUCCACGCCCCCAUAAAGUCAGCCUCCUAAAACGCCUUUACGAACCUUUUGGCGUCCGCCAUUCCUCUCUCUAUCUUCUUCCUCUCCUUCCAUGGACUGCCGUCAAUCCCUUCGCCACCAUCUUCCCCACUGAACACAAAACCCUAAUUUUCUCUUUAUAUCUUUCCUUACUCUGAUCUCCUCACUUUGUCUCUCUACUGCAACUCCAAAAAACCAGGGGUAGGGUUUUCCCCUAAUGGCAUACCGUAGAGCCCUGUCCUCUCUCAUCAGGGGUGCCAAAACCGUCAGAUCUCAACCGUCGAGCCUCAUCAAUAGAGGACCAGAGCUUUACAGGCCGAUAUCAUCUUCUUCGGGCCUUCUUCUCGACAAAGUUGCACAGUAUGCGACAUCGGCCGCUGCAACUUCGUCGCCUCCACCCCCUGUAGCAACUCCUCCCGGUAUUGGUAAAGAUGGACCUCUUGGUAAGAUCACUGAUGAGUUCACAGGGGCUGGAGCCAUUGGGAAGGUCUGUCAGGUGAUUGGAGCAGUGGUGGAUGUGAGGUUUGAUGAGGGGUUGCCUCCGAUCUUGACUGCAUUGGAGGUUUUGGAUAACUCCAUAAGGUUGGUUUUGGAGGUGGCUCAGCAUUUGGGGGAGAAAAUGGUGAGGACCAUUGCUAUGGAUGGGACUGAAGGGCUUGUCAGGGGCCAGAGGGUGCUCAACACUGGUUCUCCCAUCAAGGUACCAGUGGGUAGGGCUACACUUGGUCGCAUUAUCAAUGUCAUUGGGGAACCCAUUGACGAAAGGGGUGAAAUAAAGACCGAUCACUAUUUGCCUAUCCAUCGUGAAGCUCCUUCAUUUGUUGAACAAGCAACUGAGCAAGAGAUUCUUGUUACUGGUAUCAAGGUCGUCGACUUGUUGGCACCUUACCAGCGUGGUGGAAAGAUUGGGCUCUUCGGUGGUGCUGGUGUUGGCAAAACUGUGCUUAUUAUGGAGCUGAUUAACAAUGUCGCAAAGGCUCAUGGUGGUUUUUCUGUCUUUGCUGGUGUUGGGGAACGUACUCGGGAGGGUAACGAUCUGUACAGGGAAAUGAUUGAGAGUGGUGUCAUCAAGCUAGGUGAAAAACAGGCUGAGAGCAAGUGUGCUCUUGUGUACGGACAAAUGAAUGAGCCGCCUGGUGCUCGUGCUCGUGUGGGGCUGACCGGGCUCACUGUAGCCGAACAUUUCAGAGAUGCUGAAGGCCAAGAUGUGCUUCUCUUCAUUGACAACAUUUUCCGUUUCACCCAAGCAAACUCUGAAGUGUCUGCUCUGCUUGGGCGUAUCCCAUCUGCUGUGGGUUAUCAACCAACCUUAGCCACUGAUCUUGGAGGCUUGCAAGAGCGUAUCACAACAACAAAGAAGGGUUCGAUCACUUCUGUGCAGGCUAUUUACGUGCCUGCUGAUGAUUUGACUGAUCCUGCCCCUGCCACCACCUUUGCUCAUCUUGAUGCCACCACUGUGUUAUCUCGUCAGAUUUCAGAACUUGGUAUCUACCCUGCUGUGGAUCCCCUUGAUUCUACGUCGCGUAUGCUUUCCCCUCACAUUCUUGGGCAGGAUCACUACAACACUGCUCGUGGUGUCCAGAAGGUUCUUCAAAACUAUAAGAAUCUUCAGGAUAUUAUUGCCAUCCUGGGUAUGGACGAGCUAAGUGAAGAUGACAAGUUGACAGUGGCUCGUGCUAGGAAAAUCCAGAGGUUCCUGAGUCAGCCUUUCCAUGUUGCUGAGGUUUUCACGGGUGCUCCAGGAAAAUAUGUGGAAUUGAAGGAGAGCAUUGUCAGCUUCCAGGGUGUAUUGGAUGGAAAGUAUGAUGAUCUUCCCGAGCAGUCAUUCUACAUGGUUGGUGGGAUCGAAGAGGUCAUUGCCAAAGCCGAGAAGAUUGCCAAGGAGUCGGCCACCACCUGAUCACCCCUGCCCUCCCUCCUUCUGGGUUCACAUUUUCUUUGAUGCAUAAAAAAUCAAUAAUUUUAUCGGUGCUGCCUCAAAAGAUUUCAUUUUUGAAGGUCAUCAGCUAUUGGCUGCUGUGUUUGGUUAAUAGAGAAAGAGACGAGAUGAGCGCAUUGUUGUUGGCGCUCUCCAAAAUAAAAAGGGACGCUAAGAAGUACUUUUUACUCGGGUGCUUGUGCUGUUUUUUUGUAUGCGGCUCUCUGGAACAUGCCUUCUUAUUUUAUUCACAGCGAAAACUGUUUGGAAGGUUUUGGACUUGUAAAAAAAGGAAAGUUCUAAAUGUGCUUGGUUA
This is a messenger RNA of Amborella trichopoda, 2315 nucleotides long. Its product is annotated as ATP synthase subunit beta, mitochondrial. Gene Ontology annotation, molecular function: proton-transporting ATP synthase activity, rotational mechanism; ATP binding; ATP hydrolysis activity. Lineage: Eukaryota; Viridiplantae; Streptophyta; Magnoliopsida; Amborellales; Amborellaceae. Gene Ontology annotation, cellular component: proton-transporting ATP synthase complex. The record is from RefSeq and is a predicted model, not a curated record. Gene Ontology annotation, biological process: proton motive force-driven mitochondrial ATP synthesis; proton transmembrane transport.